AUGUACACCGAGUUUCUUAAAAGUGUAAAAGUGAACGAGGAAGGGCGCUACGAAGACCCAUUGCCGCAGCUGGAAGCGCAUUCUCGAGUGCGUGACAAUAAGACAAUUUCCGAGCGUCGCCUCUCGUCUUUGGUGAAAAAAUUGAAGGUCGACGGUUUGUACGAGGAUUAUGAUGCUGUUUUCGAGGAGUGGCGAGAUGAGGGAAUCAUCGAGUACGUGCCAAACGACGCAGCCGAGACCAUUGGGCACUACCUUCCCCAUCGCCACGUUGUAAAGGUGAACAGCACUACAGCAAUUAUGCCCGUCUUCGACGCGUCAGCCAAGCUGCCUCCGCAUCCAGCGCUCAACAAAUGUUUAGAGAAAGACCCCAACUUCAUCGAGACCAUCACGGACGUUUUAUUGAGGUAUAGAGAAGGUAGUAUUGGCGUAAUUGCAGAUAUUAAGAAAGCGUUUCUACAAGUCAGUGUUGAUCCGAAAGAUAGAGAUUUUUUGCGUUUCUUUAAGUUUAACGAAUUCGGGACUAGGGUGAUUUUCCGACAUUGUAGAGUUGUUUUUGGCAUAUGUAGUAACCCUUUUAUUUUAGCAGCUGUAAUUCGAUUACAUUUAGAAAAGAUUCUUAAAAGCAUAAAGGAGGAUUUUUCCCGUAGAUUUUUCGGAGCAGUAUAUUAUUAA
Molecule: messenger RNA, 672 nt
Organism: Belonocnema kinseyi
Lineage: Eukaryota; Metazoa; Arthropoda; Insecta; Hymenoptera; Cynipidae
Exons: 1
Coding region: 1-672 (223 amino acids)
Source: RefSeq, a predicted model, not a curated record